UCUGGGAGCAACCAUAGGCUGCUGGGUCUCAAGCAUGUCCGCUUCCACGGUGGAUUUUGACGUCGGAAUGAAACCCGUUUUGUGCCGGGAUGUCGACAAUGUUGAAGAACAUAGUGAAGGUGAGUUUGCGCCAAAUUGCAAUCAAACUGGUGAAGAGACACCUGAAACUGGAACUCCUCUGACACGCUCCUUGAGCCCUUCCAGUGAUGGUGGUGCUUCUGCUGCUGAUCGGUCCGAGCGCGCUCCGAGCCGCCGUCACCAGCGAAAAAAGAGAGGCGCUUCUCAUGAGUCGGUUGAUGCAGGAGUUUCUACUGUUGCAAGAACAGCCGAUGCUUCUGAAGCUCCAGACAGUGUUCUUGAAGACCUGUCCGAGUCGUAUCAAGCUGAUGUGCUGCGCAGCAGCUCUGAUACAGAGGCCUCUGUCCGUGGCCGGAAAUCCACCUCCAGGAGCACUGGAGGUGCAAAAGUUGCAAGGCCCAAGACUGUGCGACCUGCCGGAGUGGUGGGGCAUGGUUUUCAGGUCUGCCCCAUCAGAGUCAUGGGCUUUCCCCAGGCUCCCUUUGGUGUGAGCGAUUUCUGUUUGCGUGGCCUUUUCGGAUCUGGAGAGCGCAAUAAAUCAUUUUCCGAUCGGGAAAUCAUCAAGGUGCUGGCCGCACCACCCGAGAAACAUCAGCGCCUGCUCGAGACGGCAAAGCGGUUGCCUGAAAUUCUGAUGGCUAAUGAUCCUCCGUUGGCGAAUUCAGCGGAGCUCUAUGGUUCCCUGGCGCUCAUGACAGAGUCCGCGCAUUGGCGGGAUCAGGACGGGCCUGUGUGCUACGUGAACGGCCAGUCAGACGUGGACUUUGUGGUUGACAUGAGGAAAAAUGUGGCGCCAUAUUCGAUUGUGAAGCAGCUGUGCUCGAAGGAGACGUGGAAAUUGGUUGGACAAGUCCAGGUGCACAAGUUUUCCUCAACGCAGUUUACUCUUCUGGGGAGCUUUGAUGAGGAAACAGGAGAAUCAAAGGAGGCCAAAGAGAAGGUGUAUCUUGAUCUGACCUGUAUCGAAAGUCCUCUGCAGUUCAAUCGGUUUAAGAAAAGACAGGAGGCCUUUCGGAAAGUCUUUCUGCAGGUAAGGAAGCAUCUCGAGGCAAAGUUUGGCAUGGAGGGUCCUUUGGCUUUUGAUGCUUAUAUUCAUCUGCUGAAGGCAUUUGCUGCCAAGGUUCCUCACAGUGCAAUCAGUGUUUACCAGGCCGUGAAGGGAGGAAACACGGUUCAUGACUUUUUUCAAAGCAGUUGCUCUGACAAAGAAGACGUAGAAGAGUGCAUCUCUUCUUCCCAAAUUCGCAGAAAAACUGGCAGAGCUGGUCGUCUCCUUUCUCAGGCGGAGCUUGUCCCUUGCCCUCUGCUUUUUCGAAGGCUUUCUCAGGAUACCGAGACACCUUUUGCAUUCGAUGGCAAUGCCCUGGGUUAUCGUCGACAAUCAAUUGACUUGAGCAACGGGAGGUUGCUCGCACGUCAAAUCACAAGCUGGAGAAGUGAACUGUACUUCCGGAGCGUUGAGAUCAACCAUUUAUCAACUCGUGCUGAUGAGUGGAUGAACGUGACUCAUUCCUUGGAUCCGCAGCAAGUGUCAAUGGAAGCGCUGCAAUUGCUUGAGAGGUCCUUUCCUGUGACUGGCGAGGAUGCUUUUCUCCUUGGCGCUCCACCUGAUGUUUGGCUGUGCGACUCGAGGUUUUGAAGGCUUAUGAACUUGUGCAUCCAUGGCCGAGCUCUACACUGAGUCUGCUAUGGCUGCUAUGUGUUCUCACGCCCAAGGCUUUUGUUUCGAAAGGGCUGAAGACUGAUGGCCGGCAAAGUUUUAC
Cladocopium goreaui is the source of this 1841-nucleotide messenger RNA. The record is from the annotation of a GenBank genome assembly. Lineage: Eukaryota; Dinophyceae; Suessiales; Symbiodiniaceae.